GCUCGUCUCGGCUCCGGCUGCAGCUCUGGUGGGGGUGGGCGGCUAGGAUGACAGCGGCGGCGGCAGCGGCUGCGGCUCUGAGCUGAGCGAGCGGAGAGCUAGCCGAGGGAAAAGGAGGAAGUGGAGCCACAGCCCGGAGCUCCAGAGUCAGCAGCCGCGCCGAGGUCUGCCGGUUUUGCAAAGUGAUUCUUGUCCAGAUCUGGGAAGACUUCCCCGCCGGGCUCCGGCCGCCGCGCCGCGCCGCGCCGCGCCCGUCCCGGGUUCCGCGGUUCGAAGCGGGCGGCCGGCCGCCGGAUCCCCGACCCGACUGGGUGCGCUGGCCAGGACCCCGCCACUACCACCGCGCGGGCCCACAGUUGCGGGCUUGUUUCCAGCCUCUCUAAUCCGUGUGUGCUGGAGCCCCCAGCCCUCUAUCCCGGCUUAGCGCAAGGUGGCUUCAGCUCCGACUUGAGUGCGGCGGAGCCCGGGUCGCCGAGCAGCGAACCUUCCUCCGCCUUUGGCAGACUGUCUGGAACUUGGAACCAUUCGAGUGCCCGGGAAGCCGCGGCCGGGGUCCCGCGCCUGGUCAGAGGUUCCAGGCAGGCAGGGCAGUCGGACUGAACCCCUGGGCUGGUGCUGUAAACCGAAGUUACCGCCUUGCUCCCGCCCCACAGGGGACCCGGCGCUUGCCCCGAGAAGAGCACAGGGGCCCCUUCUGCCCCGCCGGCCGGCAGGAGCCGAGGCUGCAGCUCUUCCAAGGAAGCUUUGUCACUGCCUUUGUGGACAGGACACCCCAAGGAGGCCAGCUCACAGCCACUGGUACCUUCUUCCGGACCAGCUGGGGGCCUCCAUGGGCGCUUGAGAGCCAGGCACCAGGGCUGUGGGACGAGCAUGGUGAGACACCAGCCCCUGCAGUACUAUGAGCCACAGCUGUGCCUCUCUUGCCUCACAGGCAUCUACGGCUGCCGCUGGAAGCGCUACCAGCGCUCCCAUGAUGAUACUACACCGUGGGAGCGUCUUUGGUUCCUGCUGCUCACCUUCACCUUCGGCCUCACGCUCACCUGGCUCUACUUCUGGUGGGAAGUCCAUAACGACUACGAUGAAUUCAACUGGUACCUCUACAACCGCAUGGGCUACUGGAGCGACUGGUCCGUGCCCAUUCUUGUGACCACAGCCACUGCCUUCACAUACAUUGCAGGCCUCCUGGUGCUGGCACUAUGUCACAUCGUCGUGGGGCAGCAGAUGAACCUGCACUGGCUGCACAAGAUUGGGCUGGUGGUCAUCCUGGCCUCCACGGUGGUGGCCAUGUCAGCAGUGGCCCAGCUGUGGGAGGAUGAGUGGGAGGUGCUGCUGAUCUCCCUGCAGGGCACGUCGCCGUUCCUGCACUUGGGAGCCCUGGCUGCUGUCACGAUGCUCUCCUGGAUUGUGGCAGGACAGUUUGCCCGCGCAGAGCGGUCCUCUUCCCAGGUGACCAUCCUCUGUACCUUCUUCACCGUGGUUUUUGCCCUCUACCUGGCCCCUCUCACCAUCUCCUCUCCCUGCAUCAUGGAGAAAAAGGACCUGGGCCCAAAGCCCACCCUCAUCGGCCAUCGUGGGGCACCCAUGCUGGCUCCAGAGCACACGCUGAUGUCCUUCCGGAAGGCCCUAGAGCAGAAGCUGUAUGGGAUCCAGGCUGAUGUCACCAUCAGCCUGGACGGUGUGCCUUUCCUCAUGCACGACACUACCCUGCGGCGAACCACCAACGUGGAGCGGGUGUUCCCGGAGCUCGCCCGCAGGCCCGCCUCCAUGCUCAACUGGACCGUCCUGCAGAGGCUCAACGCUGGCCAGUGGUUCCUGAAGACGGAUCCCUUCUGGACGGCCAGCUCCCUGUCACCCUCCGACCACAGGGAGGCCCAGAACCAGUCCAUCUGCAGCCUGGAUGAGCUGCUGGAGCUGGCCAAGGGCAAUGCCACACUGCUGCUCAACCUGCGGGAGCCGCCCCGUGACCAUCCCUUCCGCAGCAGCUUCGUUAACGUCACGCUGGAGACGCUGCUGCGCUCUGGCUUCCCGCAGCACCAGGUCAUGUGGCUGCCUAACAGGCAGAGGCCCUUCGUGCGGAAGGUGGCUCCCGGCUUCCAGCAGACAGCAGGCUCCAAGGAGGCAGUGGCCAGCCUGAAGAGAGGCCACAUCCAGCGGCUGAACCUGCGAUACACUCAGGUGUCCAGCCAGGAGCUCAGGGACUAUGCAUCCUGGAACCUGAGUGUGAACCUCUACACUGUCAACGCACCGUGGCUCUUCUCCCUGCUGUGGUGCACUGGGGUCCCAUCUGUCACCUCCGACAACUCCCACACCCUAUCCCAGGUGCCUUCCCCGCUCUGGAUCAUGCCCCCAGAGGAGUACUGUCUCAUGUGGGUCACCGCCGACCUGAUCUCCUUCACCCUCAUCGUUGGCAUCUUCGUGUUCCAGAAGUGGCGCCUGGGUGGCAUACGGAGUUACAACCCUGAGCAGAUCAUGCUGAGCGCUGCAGUGCGCCGAACCAGCCGGGACGUGAGCAUCAUGAAGGAGAAGCUCAUCUUCUCAGAGAUCAGCGAUGGCGUGGAGGUCUCGGAUGAGUUCUCCAUGUGUUCAGACAGCAGUUACGACACAUAUGCCAACAGCACUGCCACCCCAGGGGGCCCCCGAGGGGGCAGCAGCCAAGCCAAGACUCUCACGGACCGGGGUGGGCGUUAGCUGAAGACCUGUGUGUCCCCAGCCUGUACCUAAUGUAGAAACAUGGGGUGCCCAGGAGGCUGGCAGAAGAGUGGGCUCACUUGGAGUGCUCUGGGAGCUGGCUCCACAGCCUCCUUGUGGGCUCCAGGCCCUUGUUAGCCAUGGCCUCCCUUGGAGGGGAUCGCCUCCCUUGAGGCCCAGGUGGGCCAGGACUCCAGCCUCCCAGAUGCCCCUGCAGGCCUGGGGCUCCUUCUGGGCAGUGCAAAGCCUGGUCCUCAGGUUCUGUUCUCAUGGCCUUCCCUCGUAUUUGCGCCUGGAAGCUUUGAUGGGCCACUGGGCCGUGCCGUGUCCCCUGUGGCAGUGGAAGAUGUGGAUGCUCACCCUUGCCCACGUGUGUCUGCCCACCUAUCCGUGCCAUGAGGCAAACUUCCCUGUUUUAUCCUCUCUUGAAGACCUGGGCUGGGCCUUUCCCCCAGCCCCUGGCAGCUCUGCUUCCCACAUCAGUCUCAAAGCACAAGGCGGUUCAGCCCAGGAGGAAAGCCAGCGGCUGUGGUGGAGACAUCUCCUCCCUGACCAGCCUCCCACCACCACUGACCUCCGCCCCAGCAGAGGACUUGAGCCAUGUCCCCUAAGAGCAGCUGAAGAUGGCCAAAAGUGCAGGCUCAGGCUGCUCUGUCUCACACCCAAAUGUCCAGCAGGCCUCUGGGCAGAAGGGGCCCUGGGGCCCAGGAGAUCCACAGACUGACAGACCUCAGGUUCCCACAUCAGCAGCCACAGGGCAGGGGCCACCUGGGAAACGUUCUGGGCACAGCCAAGCAUGGGCAUGUGGCUAAGGUGGGCUGCAGUGAAGGGAGCCUGAAGGCCUCGGCCAGGAUGAUUAAAGCUGCCAUCUUGA
Chinchilla lanigera (long-tailed chinchilla) is the source of this 3562-nucleotide messenger RNA. It is a transcript of the gene Gdpd5, whose product is annotated as glycerophosphodiester phosphodiesterase domain containing 5. The record is from RefSeq and is a predicted model, not a curated record. Gene Ontology annotation, molecular function: glycerophosphodiester phosphodiesterase activity. Gene Ontology annotation, biological process: positive regulation of neuron differentiation; lipid metabolic process. Lineage: Eukaryota; Metazoa; Chordata; Mammalia; Rodentia; Chinchillidae. Gene Ontology annotation, cellular component: plasma membrane.